This is a messenger RNA of Ostreococcus lucimarinus CCE9901, 1377 nucleotides long. RefSeq lists its product with no specific name. NCBI's taxonomy places the organism in Eukaryota, Viridiplantae, Chlorophyta, Mamiellophyceae, Mamiellales, Bathycoccaceae. Gene Ontology annotation, molecular function: mRNA binding. Gene Ontology annotation, cellular component: P-body. Gene Ontology annotation, biological process: P-body assembly; cytoplasmic stress granule assembly. The coding region runs from base 154 to 1377 and encodes 407 amino acids. The transcript has 2 exons. The record is from RefSeq and is a predicted model, not a curated record.
CGCGCCGCUCGUGACGCGCGAACGAGCGCCUCAGAGCACGCGCGUUUUCGCGCACGAACGAGAGCGCGCGCGCGCCUCGCGUCGAACGCCGUCGCGAAUCGCACCGCGCGCGCGUCGUCGCCGACGUCGCCGACGUCGGUCGACGCCGCCGACAUGGAUGGGUCAUUCAUAGGAUCGACCAUUUACCUCGUCUCGCACUCCGACAUACGAUACGAGGGCGUGCUGGUGAACAUCGACCCGGUCGAGAGCACGCUGACGCUGCAGAACGUGCGAUCGUUCGGAACGGAGGGAAGACGGACGAAUGGGGUGCAGAUCCCGCCGAGCGUGGAGGUGUACGAGUACAUCACGUUUAAGGGGGAUGAUAUCCAGGAUUUGGAGAUUGUCGAAAACGGCGCCUCGGCGGCGGCGCAGCAGCAACAGCACGCGCAGCAGCCGCAGUACAUGCAACAGCCGCAGUACGGGCAGCAGCCGCAGUACGGGCAGCAGCCGCAGUAUGGGUACAUGGGCGCGCCGCAGCAGGCGUACAUGGGAUAUCCGCCGCAGCAGCAGUACGGGAUGCCGCAGCAAUACGGCGCUCCGCCGCCGGCGUGGGGACAACCGCCGCCGCAACAGCAGCAACCGCCGCCGCAACCGCCGAUGCAACAGCAACCGCCGGUGCAGCAGCAGCAGCAGCAGCAACCGCCUGCGCCUGCGCCGAAGAAAUCGGCGUGGGGUAACCCGAACCCGGCCGCGGCGGCAUCCGAGGGCGUGAUCCUUCCGGCGGCGCGGAACGCGCCCCCGGCCGCGGCCGGCGUCGCCAAGACCGCGGCUACGGUCGCCGCUCCGAAGGCCAUCGCGAAGGCCGCCGCCCCCAAACCGAAACCAACCUCGUUUGCUGCCGCCGCUCUCAACGCGAUGGCUCCCGAGGAAGUGGCUCGGCUCAGGGCUGCGCCCAGACCGGCGCCCACGCAGGGUGGCCGCGGGGUUCCGGCGCCGAGAACGGGCGGUCGUGGCGCCGGCGGUGGACGUGGUGCGGCUCCAGCGGUGCCGAAGGAAGCGUUCAACUUUGAGAAAAUGUUGCAAAAAUUCAACAAGGAAAAGUUAGCGCAAUCUGCCGAGGCGAAGAAGCUCACGACCGAAGUUCAAUCCAACCCGGUGUACGUCAAGGAUGACUUUUUCGACACCAUGAGCAGCGAAGCUACGGAGAAGGCUGCUGGGGGGAACAGAGGUCGAUUUCACGAACAACGUCGCAUGGACGCCAUGACGUUUGGCUUUGAUGCGGUGAGCGCAUCUCACGCCGCGCAACGCGCGGCCGCUGCCGGCAGAGGUGGCCGUGGCGGUCGAAGCGACGGGGGCCGAGGCGGCGGCCGAGGCGGCGGUCGAGGCGGUCGCAGAUGA